This is a messenger RNA of Hydra vulgaris (swiftwater hydra), 3033 nucleotides long. RefSeq lists its product as uncharacterized. Lineage: Eukaryota; Metazoa; Cnidaria; Hydrozoa; Anthoathecata; Hydridae. The record is from RefSeq and is a predicted model, not a curated record.
UCAAAGCUUUUUGUUAAGUUUUUACCAUAGUACCAACAAUUAUUGUUUGAUAAAAAAAUUAUAAGAAAUCAUUUUAAAUAUGCUUGCCUUUGUUGAUAUUCCCUCUAACAGGUGCUACUUUAGGAAAAAAAAAUCAAAUACUGACGUUAUAAGGCUGCUCAAUUCAUAAAACUUGUGGGUUUUUUUGUGUGUUAGUGUGGUUUUUUUAUAUUCAAAUGAAAUGCAUUUAAAUAAAGCACAUGGUUUGACGUUCAUGCACAAAAAAUAAUUAUGCAAAUAAACAAUCUGCUGCGAAAAUUCUGCUAGUAUUUCAAACCAAUGACAAGCGCUGAAUCACGGUAGGUGUGGAAAAAGUUUCAUAUAAAAUUAAACUUUAAAUUUAAUUUUUAAUGACUUGUUUAUUAUUGUUAUGGUUUUUAGUUAUUAUGAAUCGUCAAUACAGUACUUCUAAAAAUGCUGAUAUAACAAAGCUUUUGAAUAGUUGUGGAACUUAUGGUUUAGAUCCAUCAGAAGUCAACGAUGCCCUGCACAAUUUCUUUGAAUAUAGAGAUUGUGAAAAGGAUUCCGAUGAUGACUUUUCAAUGUCUGACUUUUCUGACAACCAAGCAUCUAGCGACGAUGAGGUGGAGAUGGCCGAGAAUUAACAUUUAACCUCAAAUUCGCACGAUGAACCAAUGACUGAGAAUGAGCCUUUAGCUUCAACUUCGCAGGAUGAAUCAACAACCGAAAAUGACAUAGUCAUUCUUAAUAACACCAGCAAAACAAUAAUUUCUCUCCGUUCACUUUAUUCACAAUUAUUUGAAAAUGAAGAUGAGGAAAAAAUAAAAAACUUUAUAAAAUCUGGCUGUGGGUGUCAUCAAGGAGUAAAUAAUAAAAACUGUAUGGCGUGCUUCUCACAUUUAGAAAUACGCGAAUACAGAAUACAAUGUUUUGAGAUUGAUGGGAUGAUUGAACACGAAAACAAACUGAAUGACAAUAUUGUUGCACAGUUAAGUGCUCUGCUUCACACGAGUAAAAGGCUAAUGUGUUGUAAUCGUUAUGAAGAUCAAAAUGAACUUCGAUCAAAAACAAUGAUGGAUUAUCGGUUUCACAGAUACAAGAUAUGUUUGAAAUCAUUCCUGUUUUUAGCUUUCUCGAAGAUCUGGAAAAUGGCCUUGCCCUAUAUUGUUAUCCAACGUCUGCGCUCGGACUUAUGCAGUCUCUGUCAAAAUAACACAAUAAAUAUGUCUGAAAUAGUUAAUCUAGAAGUAGAAAUAAAACGAGAGUGUAUAACUGAGAUGUUGGAACAUCUAAAGUUAGUUGAAAAAGAGCGUUCUGUUUAUCACGAUAGUAUCAAACUGGCAAAACAAAAUGAAAUUUCGCACAUUUCUUUUGACUAUGCACAGCAAAUCUUUCUACCUAAUUUGCCAGAUCAACCUGGACCUAUCUAUUUUUUAACUCUGUUUAAAGUUGGGAUUUUUGGUAUUGCAAAUGAAUUGGUCUGUGUUCAGCACAAUUAUGUGAUACCUGAAAACAUGUUGACUGGAAAGGGUGCAAACUGUAUUUUGAGUAUGGUUCAUCACUACCUUGCUGAACAUAAAUAUUCUAUCAAAGCUACACUGUAUUGCCAUGCUGACAACUGUGUAGGGCAAAAUAAAAACAAAAUUGUAGCGCAGUAUUUGUCUUGGAAAGUAGCUGUUGGGUUAAACCAAAAAAUAACUAUCAUGUUCCUGCCUGUCAGUCACACGAAAUUCUCUCCAGAUGCAGGAUUUGGGAUUCUAAAAUCCAAAUUUCAGCGAAGUGAAGUAGCUUUGGUCAAAGAGUUUGCCGCAUGCAUUGAAGCUAGUACUCUGAUUUCAAAAUUGAAUAAAUCAGUCAUUGUUGGUGAUGAGAAUGGUACAAUUUUGGUGCCAAUAUAUGAUUGGCAAGAACAUCAUUCAUCCAAUUUCAAAACGAUUCCUAAUCUCAAGCAAUGGCACUAUUUCACAUUUCAAUUUGAUAAACCUGGAGUGAUUACUUGCAAGAUUAAUUCGGACAGUGCAGAGGUAGAAUUCCAAGUAUGGCAACACCAACUUAUCUCAAAAAUUACCAUGCCACAAAUGUUACAGCCUAAACUUCUCUUACCAGAAAGACAAUGGUAUCUGUACGAUAGCAUCUGAAUAUUUGUCCCAGAACACGGUAAAGGUUUAAAUGUCCAAAGCCACAAGUUGACAGGAUAACGCUUGCCCAGGUGAGAGCACCAAAUGUUCGCAAAAUAGUUCAAGAAACGGUUGACAAUCCAGAUUUUUCGAAGGGUUUGUCUCCGGUUAAAAUAAAGCCGUCCACAUGUUCUUACUGCAAACAAGUUGGACAUAUAAACAAAAUGCUAAAAAUAGUUCCAGUUUGCCCUAAACGAAAAGCAAAUAAAGAAAAUUGUAUUUAGUUAAGACUUUGAUUUUUUUAGGUAUGUUUAUAUUUUUUUAUUUUCAAAGAGUUAUUGUAAUAUAUUUAAUGUGCAACUUUGUACCAGUAAUCUAAACUGUAUUAUGCAUUUAAAAACAGAAAAUAAUCACUAACUUCUUCAUCAAACUGAAUUUAUAACAUUUUUAAAUUACGCGAACUUUCAACUUUAAUUUUCUCAAUAACGCUAUUCCGGUUGUUGUCCCGCACAAAAAGCCAUAACUUGGUCAAAAAUAAAGAUAUCAAGUUAAUUUUUUUUCUUUUUGAUCAUUUUUUUUUCUAUUAUGCAGUGGUACUAAUAACUUCAUUUCUAAGACUUGGUCUCUUUUCCUGUGAGGUGCCUCAUAUAUGUCAUAUAAGAAAGUUUUAUUUUGAAAUAUUUUUUAUUCUAGUUAAUAGGUUAUUAGAUAUAUCAGUGAUGCUUAUUGAAAUUAAUUAAUUUUUAUUUCAUCAAAACAUUGUCUUACUCAUUUGCAAAGUGCCCAUAAAUUAAUAACAAUUAAUGUGUGAUGACCUAACGAUUGUAAAUUGCUAUCCAUUGAUACUAAAAAGUGAAUUUUUCUUAAUUUAGUUUGCUAAAUUUAUUUACAUAUAAAAAACAUGAACAAAUUAAAA